AUGCUUUAUAAGAAGAAUACCAGCAGACAGAGAAGCCCUAAAAAAUUGAAGAAGAUUAGACUAUGUGAUACAGCGAAGAAACAUGAUGGCAAACAAAACAAUGAAACUAAAAUUAAGUUUAUGAACGAUAAAGGCAAGGUUGAGUUAUCUAGGCUAAAAUAUGACCUGAAUGAGUUAUUCGAUGAUACUCCUAUUUUUGAAGCCCCAUUAAUUGAAUAUGCAGAUAUGAGUCAUCAGAAAUCGUGGAAAGGAGUAGCAGGUAUCAUUCUCUCUCCUUUUGGAAAAUUGAACAAAUACAUUACCCAUAUCAAUUCUAUCAAGACAAAAGAGAGGAAUAUCCAAAGCCCAAAGAAAUAAGUCUAAAAAUAGUAGUGGAUUCGUAAGAAGAAUCUCAAUUAGCAAAAGAAGAUGCCAUGGUAGUAAUUUGAACAUCAGUAUCGCAGCACAAGCGAGAUCUAAGUCAAACAUUGUUCUUACUCGUAAGGGAACAGCUGUGCCAGAAGCCAAGCACUUGGCUCUCUUAAAUCCUUUAAAAGCUAUCAAAGAGAAGAAAAAGAGCAAUUUAAUUGAACUAAAACAAACCUUUGGGGAGAAGGAAAGAUUCAGAGGAAGAUCAAAAAAUAUUUUUGAACUAGGAAAUGAUAUUGACAGCUUGACAGACACUUUGUCAGUCACCAAUCUUUCAAGAUCUGAUAAUAAAGUUUUAAGCAUCCAGAAGAAAAGUAAUUCCAAAUUUAUUUUGAAAUCUCCUGAAAAAGAAAACAAUAGUGAUGAAGAAAGUCCUCAAGUCAGACUGAGAAUAGAUAAUGGCUUUGAAGAAAAACCGUUUAAUUUAAGUAUUAAACAAACAAAAGUAUGUAACAGACUUUCAAGAUCUGUUCUUGAACAAAGAGUUGACUUGAUAAACCCAAAGCAAGCUUCAUACGUUGGAAAGAUUGCAAUAAGAUAUCCAAAAAGAUGAAACCAAAACGGCGUUAGUCAAACUAUCAAGAAAAGAAUUAUGAAUACUAGAGGAGCAGGAAGUGUUAUUUCCAUUCGAAAGCAGUCAAACAAGGAUUUGUAUGUUGACCUCUCUGCAAAGCAUAAGCAAUUUAUGGAUUUAUCAAAUUCUAUCUUUUCUACAGCGAAUACCCCCAUAAUAUCAAUGGCAAGACUUUGAAGUCCUUCUUCAAAAAUAGCUGACCGAAGAAAGAUGCUUCAGAAGGAACUAAUGAAUAUCCAGUCUCAAAUCAGGAAGAAUUUAAAAAUAAACACUUUGGCGCAAAGUAAAUACAGAGAAUGGGAAGAAAAGGCUAUCUCACCCAGAAAGACUUUUGAGAAAAGAGAUGAAAUCAAGCGUGCAAUUUUUAAAAAUAGCAUUGACACAAUGAGGAAGAUGUACCACUCGAAAAUUCAUGAUUUAAAACACAGAGUAAAGCCAGCUAAUAUAUCAUAAGUUCAAGUAACCUUAUUCUACAUCUGAGGAAGAUGCAUAGAGAGGGAACUGAGAAUGAAUGCUAGAUAAGAUUUAUAUAAUCAUUUCUUGGCUUCACUGCAAGUAGAUUCCCUCUCUACUAAGUAUUCCUCCUUCUGUUGGUGUUGGAUUUCAUUCAUUUUACCAGAAAAAUACUCCUUUGUCAGACAAAUUUUACCCGAAUGUUUGUUUUCUAAUACUGAUUUGCUCUAAUUUUAUUCUGUAAUAAAUUCAAUUAUGGGUCGCUUCAUUACUCAAAAAUAUCUAAGAAUGACUAUUCAGCAAUAAUUCUACUGAUAAAAUUUCUCUAAAUCCAGGGCUAACGAAUAAAAUAAGGAAUGUUUUAUAGAAAGGUUCUAGCUUAUAGAAAACCCUUUGAGAGCGCUGAACUAUAGCUAAUUUGAGUUAAAUUUACUCCCUACUUGAUAUUUGGUAGUUUAUUUCUUCUAAUAGUCUCAAGGGAUCAUUC
Moneuplotes crassus is the source of this 1922-nucleotide messenger RNA. Lineage: Eukaryota; Ciliophora; Spirotrichea; Euplotida; Euplotidae. The record is from the annotation of a GenBank genome assembly.